AUGGUUCUAGGUAUUCAAUGCAAAACAAACAUGGGAUUUCAAAUUUCGUUUGACAAAGUGCUGCUGCUGGCUUGUAUGGGAUCACCAGCGAUUCGUUUCGUUAUCAUCGACUUUGAUGUUUCGGAUAGUUUCGAGGCUAUUUUAUUGCUGAAUGAAUCUAACUGGGUGGACCCGUCUGAGAAAAAUCCGGAAAAUGUAGAGGCUUCCAUUGUUGGAAGUCAUUUCAAUAUA
This is a messenger RNA of Ostertagia ostertagi, 231 nucleotides long. Lineage: Eukaryota; Metazoa; Nematoda; Chromadorea; Rhabditida; Trichostrongylidae. The record is from the annotation of a GenBank genome assembly.